Molecule: messenger RNA, 1713 nt
Organism: Auanema sp. JU1783
Lineage: Eukaryota; Metazoa; Nematoda; Chromadorea; Rhabditida; Rhabditidae
Source: the annotation of a GenBank genome assembly
AUGUAUUCUCAAAACCCCAUGUAUGAAACUGGGGUUUUGCCUUCCAUACGGAAGUUUCUUGAUGAACUAGACGUAUCUAAACAUGAUUGGAAAGAUAAAGCUGAAAGAUGGUUCUUGUCCACAUUAUUGCGUGAAAUUGAUAAAAAAGACAAACCACUGAAAAGAGUUCCAUUGUUUUCUGUCGGUGAUGAAGAUAUUGAUAAUGAUAAUGACUCAAGUUCUGAUAGCACUGAACAGAAAUCAGAGAAAGUUUUGAUCGAUGUUCAAACCCAAUGUAAUUUCGAUGAAGUUGUUCAAGUCACAGUUACUGAAGAUGGAACCCUAGAUGAUAUCUCUAAAGCAUGGAAAAAUGGCAGUGAAGUAAGACCUGGAGAUGCCCUACGUCUCCUUAAUCGGGGAAUGGCGAAAAGCCGCGAACUAGAAUCUCAUUUCGAUCCAGAGACUGCAGUGUCCAUUAGGAGGGCGUUUGUAGGGCGUGAUGUAUCAUUCAGAAGUUUACCAUAUACAGGAUUUGAGUAUAAAUAUGUUACUAACACGUGUUGCGAAAACGUUAUAGGGUUCGUACCUAUUCCUGUCGGUGUAGCAGGGCCGCUUCGAAUCAUGACUCGGAAAGGUCCCAAAUCGCUCCAUGUUCCGAUGGCCACAACGGAAGGAGCUCUGAUUGCUAGUACUAACAGAGGAUGCAGUGCAAUUUCUAAGUCCGGAGGUGUUUGUGCCAUCGUUCAUGAUGAUAAAAUGACGAGGGCUCCCAUCGUCAAAUUUCCCAACCUAGUUGAAACCAUCAAUUUCAAAACAUGGUUGGACGACACAGAGAAUUAUAAUAAAGUAAAAGAAGUUUUUGAUUCAACUAGUCGUUACGCUAGCCUAUGUAAAAUAGACGUUGCCUUGAACGGUAAUCAGGCAUUUGUACGUUUCAGUGCAAAAACCGGAGAUGCAAUGGGUAUGAACAUGGUGUCCAAAGCGUGUUCUUCAGCUAUAAAAGCAUUGAAAGAUCUAUUUCCCAACAUGGAAAUACUAUCGCUCAGUGGGAAUUACUGCGUUGACAAAAAAUCAUCUGCAAUCAAUUGGGUUAAUGGACGUGGUCGAUCAGUUGUUGCCGAAUGUGUUUUGCCUAGAGAAGUGGUGAAAAGCGUGUUAAAAACGACACCCGCAGAAAUGGCUUACGUAGCAUCCGGAAAGUUACAGCAUGGCUCAGCUAUGGCUGGAUGCUUGGGAGGGAACAAUGCUCACGCAGCUAAUAUAGUUGCAGCUAUUUUCUUGGCCACUGGACAGGAUGCUGCUCAAGUAGUUUCAUCAUCUAUGUGUUCAACGAGAAUGGAAGUGAAUGAAGAAGGGAAUUUAUACGUUUCGUGUAGUAUGCCCUGUGUGGAAGUAGGAACAGUUGGCGGUGGAACAAUCCUCCCUCCGCAGAAUGAAUGUCUCCAGCUACUUUCAUGUGCCGGACCGUCCGUAGAUAUAGCCGGAUCUAACGCCUCCUUCCUAGCUGAAGUAAUAGCGGCGACUGUAUUAGCCGGAGAGCUGAGUUUGAUGGCCGCUUUGGUUAAGGAUGAACUUGUGUCAAGUCAUAUGAAACUUAAUCGAUCCACAUUGAAGCUUUACAACCUUGAAACUCCUUCUCUACCUGCUAUGCCUCUCUUUAAACAGUCACAACCAGGAGAUUACUUCAGAGCCAGGAAGAAGAGCGAGAGAGCACACUGUUCAAAUAUUUUGUAA